This is a messenger RNA of Mollisia scopiformis, 4130 nucleotides long. RefSeq names its product condensation-domain-containing protein. The record is from RefSeq and is a predicted model, not a curated record. The transcript has 2 exons. The coding region runs from base 72 to 3998 and encodes 1308 amino acids. Gene Ontology annotation, molecular function: catalytic activity. Lineage: Eukaryota; Fungi; Ascomycota; Leotiomycetes; Helotiales; Mollisiaceae.
GUUUUCGCGUACUGCUGGUUCAUGUUCUUACCCCCUCUACAGUGCAAUUUACCUUCCUCUACAAUGCUCGCAUGCGAAACCGACAAGCUAUCCAGCGAUGGGUCAAGGAAUGCCAGGAGACCUUCGAGGAGAUCGUUCAACGUUUGGCAGGGAUCAAAUCAGAGACAUGCUAUACUCUUAGCGACUUCCCACUCCUUCCAAUGAGCUAUGACGGUCUUCACAGAAUGAUGACGAAAACCCUGCCCGAAGCUGGAGUCACACAGGAUAAUAUCGAAGAUAUAUACCCUUGCGCGCCACUGCAAGAAGGAUUGUUGAUAAGUCAGCUCAAAACUCCAAGCUUGUACCACGUCUAUGCUAUGUUCGAGGUUUGCUCUUCACCGGGCGGACCACCCGUAGACAGGAAACGAUUAGCCAGUGCGUGGCAGAAAGUUGUUGAUCGACAUGCAGCUCUACGAACUGUUUUCGUGGAUAGUGUCUGCAAGGGUGCUAUCUUUAAUCAGGUCGUCCUAAAGAAGGUCGACAGCGGAUUAAUAACAAUUCACUGUGAGGAGACCGAAGCUGUCGAAAAGCUGAGUUCUGUCUCUAUAUUAAACGCCAAUUAUACCAAACAGCCUCGACUCCCGCACCAAUCAACCAUAUGCGAGACGACAAGUGGGAAGAUCUAUCUCAAGACCGAAGUCAACCACGCUGUCAUAGACGGCACUUCAGCAAAUAUCAUUCUCCACGACCUCACUGCCGCUUAUCAUGGAGAACUCCCUGAUGGUCCAGGUCCUCUUUUUAGCAACUACAUAGCUUAUAUUAAGCGGCGUGCGCCUGGUGAAAGUAUCAACUUCUGGAAGGCAUACCUCGAGGGUGCCUCUAUUUGUAACUUUCCAGUACAGAUCGAGAAACUUCCCAAAGAUCGACAAGUAAAUGCAAUCACCAUGAACUUUGAGCGCUUUCCUGCAUUGCAAGACCUCGGUAAGAAGCUGAAUGUCACGAUAGCCAAUAUCAUGAGCGCAGCCUGGGCCUUUUGUCUCCGCGAGUACACGAAGUCAGAUGACGUCUCUUUUGGAUAUCUUACAAGUGGUAGAGAUGUACCCGUGCAUGGAGUCCAAGGUGCUCUUGGCGCUUUCAUCAACAUUCUGGUGUGUCGGGUUAAGUUCGCGAAGCGCGCAACGCUCGAUGAGAUCUUUAAGGCGGUGCAGAACGAUUAUCUCCAAAGUUUAGAGCAUCAGCAUGUGUCUCUAGCACAAGUUCAACAUGAUCUUAUGUCAGGACGAGCUCUUUUCAACACUGCUGUAUCCAUUCAGAGUGAUAGACCGUCGGAGAACCAAGAAAAGAACCACAUCAUUUUCAAAUCGAUACUCGCCCAUGAUCCAAGCGAGUACUCUGUCACUCUCAACAUCAGGACCCUGAAAGGUGAAGAAGGCGUUGUAAUCAGAUACUGGACCGACGUCAUGUCACCAGAUCAAGCAGAAGGGCUAUCAAAUAUGUUGGGUACAGUGUUGGACUACUUCAUCAACAAGCCCGACCAACUGGUGGAGGAGCUUGAUCUGUCCCAAUACCGCAAAGUCCCUCGCCCUCAGCUACUUCUUGGAGCUGCACCAACCAACGAGCCGUCCAUCAUCCCUCCUCCAAUCAUCAUGUCGGAAACGCAGCUGCGAAACAUCAUCAGCGAAUGCGUGCGAGAGGUAAUGGGCCAGAUACUGAGCUCAGAAGCUUUUCCGGCGCAUGCGCAAGGAGUCAGGAGUGACACUGUAAGCGUUGUGAAGCAGGAAACGAUACAUUCCAUGAUUGAUUAUGCCCAAUUGACAACAUCGCCACCUCCACGACCACAAAUGGCAAGAGCUUCAUCCGCGAACACCAUUGCUUCAAUAAUGCAAUUGAGCCCAGUCGAGCAGAAGCUCCUGUCAGUGUGGAGUGAGCUACUCCAAAUAUCUAAAGAAUCCAUCAAAAAGGACGACAGCUUCUUCAAGCUAGGAGGAGAUAGUAUCGUAGCCAUGCAAAUGGUGGGGAUGGCCCGCGAUGAAGACCUUGCCCUGACUGUUGCCAACAUUUUCACACAUCCAACUUUCGCGGAGAUGGCUGCAGUGAUUCGUAUGGCGGAAGAGGCACAGUCACCAUCUUCGGUCGCAGUAGCUAGAGACUACAUCGAAGCUCACAACUCAAGAUCUCAAGCCAUUCAGAAUGCAUUCUACCAACGCUACUCGCUACUCGAGGCUCAAGAUGUCGAUACGUUCCUCCAACAGAACAUCUGCCCCAAAGUACGCUCGUUCCGUGGUGGAAUAGUCGACGUCUUUCCCGUGACCGAUUUCCAAGCCUUGGCUAUUACUGGUGCCCUCAUGGAAUCAAAAUGGAUGCUCAACUACUUUUAUCUGGAAGCAGAUGGAGAUAUCAAUCUCAAGAUUCUCAAAUCAGCUAUUGCACGAAUGGUCAAUGCUUUCGACAUUCUCCGGACUGUGUUCACUCCCUAUAACAAUCGAUUCUUUCAAGUUGUGCUACGAAAACUUCAACCCUCAUUCUCGGUGCAUGAUACCGAAGAUCUAGAGAGCUUCACGACUGCUCUUCAACAGCAAAGUCGGAAAAACGGGCCUCGCCCUGGUGAAUCGUACCUCCAGUUCACAGUUGCUCAGCAGAAGAAUAGCAAUCGCCAUCGGAUCAUUAUGCGCAUAUCGCACGCCCAGUACGACGGUGUUUGCCUCCCGAGUAUUUUGAGCGCUCUACAAAGCGGAUACGAAGGCCACAGCAUACCAGAAACGCCAGAUUUCUCUGCUUACGUUCGGGAUGCGGCAAGACAGACAACUGAUGAGCACUACUUGUACUGGAAAAGCCUGCUGAAGGGCUCAGCAAUGACAGAAAUUGUUCGUCGUCGAGGGCCAAAUUAUAGCCGCGGAACUGAAGCUCCAACGAAUUUGAAGCGCGUCGUUCGCAUGCCGUCUCUUGCUUCUGAGGGAAUCACUGCUGCAACGAUCAUCAAAGCUGCUUGGUCCCUCGUUCUUGCGAAAUGGUCAGCGCAAUCGGACGUUGUAUUUGGAAACGUGAUUAGUGGAAGAAAUGCACAUGUUCCUGGUGUGGAUCGCAUUAUUGGUCCCUGUGUCAACAUGAUUCCAGUCAGGGUCAAUUUUCAAGAAGACUGGACGGUGCUUGACCUCCUCCACAGCAUUCAAGACCAACAGGUCACAGCGAUGCCCUACGAGUCUCUCGGAUUCAGAGAAAUCAUCAAACACUGUACUUCGUGGCCCGAUUGGACUAACUUCUCCACGGUCUGUCAGCAUCAGAAUAUUCAGCGGCAGACUCAAAUCCAGCUUGGGGACAAUGAAUACACUUUAGGCGCUAUAGGAUCGCAAGAAGAUUUCGCUGAUCUCACUGUCUUAUCGACACCUCAAGAGGGCAACCAGAUUGAAAUAUCGCUGAUCUUCACUUCGAACAGCGGUAUCACCCUCCCCUUCGCGGAAGCGAUGUUUGAAGCUUUGUGCGAAACUGCUGUUAGCUUCCCCAAGGACCCCAUGGCAUCUCUCCCACCGCCGCCAGAGCUAUCACUUAUGCCACAAAGAACGUUGGAUGAGGUUGUCACGAGUGCACGAGAAGAUAUGUCUCUCGAUCCGAAAGAUCUCAGUAGAGACGAGUUGUCAACACAUUCUGCCAUGCUCACGAUGAUAUGGCGACAAAUCUUAGGAGAAAAGACUGGCCAAGUGACUCCGAUUGCGCUGGAAGCCUCUUUCUUUGAAUUGGGCGGAGACAUCAUUGGAAUUGCGCAAGUUGGCUCAUUGUUGGAGCAAGAGGGAGUCAAGAUGGGAAUGGAAGACCUCGUUGACCAUCCAAAGAUGAUCGAGCAGAUUAGUUUGAUAGCUGCAGAGGUCAGGAAAGAGAAAGAGGCUUUGGCUGCUGAAGCGAUGGUUGCGUCGGUACAAGAUGCACCCGAGCUUCCUAAGAAGGGAUUGAAGGGGAUUUUGGAGAAGUCUGUUAAGUUAGCCAAGAAGAUCAGGCGACGACGAGAUAAUGAAGGCCAUACAUAAGGCCACAGGGGUUAUGAAGGAAAUUUGAGCGCUGGGUUCUAGAUCAAUGUUUGAGUUUAUUAUCGUCACUCUUUAUUACUUUAGAAAGCUUCGGGGAGACAUGUUUAUUCAUAGAUUGAACCCAUUUGUAAC